Molecule: messenger RNA, 4400 nt
Organism: Thecamonas trahens ATCC 50062
Lineage: Eukaryota; Apusomonadida; Apusomonadidae
Exons: 1
Coding region: 305-4381 (1358 amino acids)
Biological process (GO): DNA damage response
Cellular component (GO): cytoplasm; nucleus
Molecular function (GO): protein binding; phosphatase activity
Source: RefSeq, a predicted model, not a curated record
ACCCAUCCACACCGCGCAUCGCUGCCGUCCUGUCCAGACCCCGACGCACGCCGCCGCCGCGCGCCGUUGUCACCAUCGCUGCGAGCUCAAGGAAGCCAACCCAAGCCGCCUUUCUUCAUCUUCUUUGCCACGCUCUCGUUGUCGAUCCUCCCUUGCCGAAGCCCUUGCUGAUGAUCCUUCUGCCAACCCCCUUAUCCCUACCUUCCUUUCCGGCUCGCCUUUGCGGUGUGCACGUGCACGCGACGACCUUCCUCCCUCCCCCCUCACUCCCACUCAGUCACUCUUCACUCUCCUCACGGUCAGCAUGGGAAAAACAAGCUCCAAAGUACGACAUGGCAAUGCUGUGUCGCGUGGGCAUGAGCUGGUGCAUGUGGUGGAGCCACCGCUGUUCGAAGAGCUUCCGCAGGUGCGUGGAACCGACGACGACGACUUUGUGGUCCACUCCAUCCUUGUCCGACUUCCGGGCAUCGUCGACUCGGUGCUGGCCGAGGGGGCGUGGCACGGGCCAGAGGCCUCGGCGACGGCCCGCAAGGCUGCGCAAAAGAGGCUCAUUGCUUUACGGACGGCUGCUGCUGAGGGGCAUGUGCCGAUGGAGGCUGCGCCGGGUGCUUGGGGCAGGGCUUACUGCGCUAGUCACGGAGAUGAUGCUGACGGCGACCAGACGUGGCUCUCUCUCCCUUGGUUUCACGUCGAGCACUGCUUUUAUGCCCACAUGCGCGCCAUCGUUGCUUCUGCCAAAGGAUCGGACAUGUUUGCACCGCACAAGGCCAAAUCGCUCGCUGCCGCACUUCCCUGGCUUGAUGCUGCGCUCGCGGCCAUGCCCGACGACAUCCGCACCGGUGCCGAUCAGGCGCUUGCCCGCGAUGCACUUCCACACUAUCUUCAGUUGGCACUGUGGGGCAAUCGUGGCGAUCUCUCGCUUUCGGCUGGCGCGGUCGACGCAGCGUCGACCAGCCGUUCUGACGCAGACAACGCCGCUGCGCUCCUGCAAGACGACUCCGACGCGUGGCUUCGCGCUGUCGCCGCCAGCGCCGGCACAAUCGCCAUCAUUCUUGACAAUUGCGGCCACGAGCUGCUUGCCGACCUCCUCCUGGCUGUCGUCCUCCUCCGCGCCGGCGUCGCCACUGACAUUGUCUUCUACGCCAAGGCCGAGCCGGUCUUUGUCUCGGAUGCCAUGCCGCAUGAUGUCAAUGCCCACCUGGAGGUCCUGGCAGAGCGAGCACCCGAGCUGGCGGCUCUUUUGGAUCCGACACUCGAUUCGCCGCGGCUCCGGGUUGUCGCCCACUCGUUCUUCACCUCGCCGCUGCCGUUUGCCGACCUGGCUGCAGCCGCGCCCGAGCUAGCAGCUCAGCUCUCAGCCUCAGCUGGAGUCAUUACCAAGGGUGAUGCCAACUUUCGCCGGCUCAUCGACGAUCGUCGCUACCUGGUCACCACCCCUGCUGCUUCAGUCAUUGACUACGCGUGGGCGCCGCUGCUGGCCGUGCGAACCACCAAGUCGCCGGUCGCCAUCGGCCUUUACAAAGACGCAGUGGAGGCGGCAGCUGAACGCAACCCGACGUGGUGUGUCGACGGCUCGCAUGGCAUGAUGAUCUUUGCGCCGCGGGCCUCGCCCGAGGGUGGACUCACUGUUGCCGACGUGCCCAUCGAGAUCUGGUGCGAGAUCAUGAAGUUUGUCGACUGGGAGUCGCGCAUCGCUGCCGGCCACACUUGCCGCCUCCUCCGCGCCGCUGCCCAUGAUAUUUUGUUCUGGAAGCCGCACAUCAAGCGAUACUUUCCGCGGGCUAUUAUCAAGCCGCCGUCAGAGGCCUCGUACCCGUCCCAGUGGCUCGCCCGCCUCGUCGGUGAGCGCGACACCGCCAUCAAGGACAUUGGCCUCUCGGACCAUCACAACCGCAACAACUGGCGCACCGCCAUCUACCUUCUCCUUGCUCUCCACCCUCAUCCCCUGUUUAUCGAUCCGAAGCUCUACCGUAGCCAUCUCGACGACUUUGCGACAUCACAGACCACGUCAUCGCUCGACGGGUGGCGCGGGACACCGCUGUUUCAUCUCGCCAUUCGCUGGCGGUCGCUCGGCCUGUUCCGCCUCCUCUUUGAGGUUGAAGCCGAAUCCCACCACGGCCUCAACAGCGCCUACGUCGGACGGACGCCACUCAUCGAGGCUGCAGCCUGCGGCCACACAGACAUGGUUGCCGAGUUGCUUGCCGCCGGCGCAGACUGUGCCGCGGAUCCGUCCCAAGCCGGCCGCACCGCGCUCUACUGGGGCCUGCAGGGCCGGUACUGGGACAUGUGCGACAUGCUCCUGCAAGCCGAUCCGAACCAGCUCACCGAUGCCACUGCGUACGAGAUGCUGAUGCGGAGCGUGCGUACCAAGGACCUGCGGCUGGUCAACUACCUUUGCAUGCACAAGGCACACGUGGUUAAUAUGGUAGCGGCUGCACAGGCCUCGAUUAUCACCGGCGCUGUCGAGGCCGACUCUUCAGGCGCCACGCUCGACGCGCUUUUUGCCCAUGCUCCCGAUGCUGAUGUCAACCGGCCAUGUGUUUUGAUGCCUGUGCUUGCCGCCGCUCGAGUCGGCGAGCCGCGCCUCCUGCUACGGCUCGUUCUUGGCCACGGUGCCAGGCUGACCGAGGCCAAGGCUGAGGUUAUGUCGCCACCGCUUGUCAUGGGCUGCUCGUGGAUCGAUAAUCUGUGCGCACCAGUAGCCGCGCUUGUCCAUGCCACCGUCUCGGGCUCGCGGCUGAUGGUGCGCCUGGUUUGGGCGCUGACUCUGGCCGAGCUGGCGCCCGAGUGCGACGUCGUUGACGCCGCCGCUGCUGCCGGCAUCUUUGCCGACUCGAACAACGUGACCGAAGUUAGCUGCAUCCAGCUGCUGGAGACUGUCUUUCCGCUUGCCUUGUCGUCGCUUGACCUCGAGUCGGUGCGGGAGCGCAUCUUCAUCUCGUUCUCGGAUGCGCUGCUGUUCGCCUUUCGCUGCACUCCGCGGCCCGAGCUUUAUGCCAUGAUCAGUCUCUUGCUCGACCUGCUUCAGCAGACCGGCCCGCGGCCGCAACCCGGUGCACUCAAGCCGCAGGUUCUCGACAUGCUGUACAAGUGCGAGCGGCACUUGUCGUCGUCAGAGGUUGUUGAGCUCUGCCAUGGGCUCGUUGCGGCCGGCGCGGAUCCGUUUGCGGACAAUGAGACGGCGAGGUCGACCGCCCCGUUUAUCCACGAUCUUCUCAAGAUGAGCAGCUUGUGGAGUGCCGACUUUCGGUCGGAGCAACUUGGUGCCGUGACCUGCCGCACUCUCCCAAAGCUGCUACAUCCUUCGGAUGCGGCGCUUGGGCUGUUGGCGACUACAGUCCGGUCUGUGCCAAACGGCUUUGACCUGGUCCUCGACCAGGGCUGCGCCGCCGUCGCCGGGCGCGAUGCCAAGACUCUUGCUGCCUUUGUAGCACUGGCGGACAAGUUUGACUCCCGCGACAAGCUGCUCGCAGCGCUCGCGCAGCCGGUAACUACCACUCAGCUCGUCCGCGCACCGUGGUCCUCGGCCAUUCCGAUCCAAGCCUCGGCGUGGCACUUUGCCGCUGCCGCCGCCUGUGUCGAUUCGGGCCGCAUGCUUGCCGAGCUGGAGGUACCUGUCCCGGACGACAUUUUGUGGCUCAUGCUGGCCCCGCUUGCCGGCUACUUUGAUGUGGCCAUGGAGGACAGGCUGCCGGCCUUCUGCGCCGUUCUCGUCGAGCUCUCGCCGGGCAUCUUUGCCACGACUGAGAUCGACCCGCCACCUCGGCUGGACAAUGUGCCGUUCAACGGCAAGUACGGAACCGAUUGGAGCGAUGCGGUGCGGUUGGCAAUAGCGACUGGCUUGCCUGGCGUGGUCGCGUGCGCUGUUCGCUCGCUCCCUGCCGAUACGCCGCGGAGGCCGGGCCUGAUGGUCCUAGUCGUCCGACUGGCAGUCAAUGCCAUCCGCGGCUACUUGCCGCCAGCGGCGGCUCCCGGCUUUGCCGCCAUGAUCGCGACGCUUGCCGACGUUCCCUGGACCGGGCAUGUCGACGACGUGCUCGACGCGCGAGCUGGUAUCGUCGCCUUUCUUGCCAACCCGGACGUGCGGGUCAAGCAAAAGCUCAGCAUGCCGACCAAGGCUUCCGGCGCUGGCUGCAGCGGAUACACCUACAAGCAUGCCGGCCAGUUUCUUUCAUCCAUGGACGCCGAGCUUGAUCUUGCUCCGGCUCACACUGCGCUAGCGCAUCUAGAUGCUGCGCUCCUCACGUACCUUGGCAAUGCCAGCGAUGUCGAAGCUGUCAUCGCAAGCCACACGCUCUCGACCGCCGCCGAAGAGUUACUGGCCAGCCUCGGUGGCCCGCUCUCGCCCGCAUUGGAACCCUCCGUGGAGCUCAUCGAUUGAACACGAGCUCCAGAUCCGA